Messenger RNA from Orbicella faveolata, 3713 nucleotides. RefSeq names its product pyruvate dehydrogenase [acetyl-transferring]-phosphatase 1, mitochondrial-like. Gene Ontology annotation, biological process: protein dephosphorylation. Gene Ontology annotation, molecular function: [pyruvate dehydrogenase (acetyl-transferring)]-phosphatase activity. Gene Ontology annotation, cellular component: mitochondrion. Lineage: Eukaryota; Metazoa; Cnidaria; Anthozoa; Scleractinia; Merulinidae. The record is from RefSeq and is a predicted model, not a curated record.
UACUGCGCACUCUCGAGAGUUUGUUUACGUUUUUUGUGUUAUUUCAUGUAAGACAUCACAAAAUGUAAACAUUUGGCAACUACUUACAUCAGGUAAAUUCAAAGUUUCAAAACAAGCUCCAUUACGGAUGCGAGCGGUCGACGCUUUAUGCUUCGUUCUUUCUAGUACCACUUGAUGAAACAAUUUCGAAGCUGUAAAAAUCAAUGAAACUGUUGGAAAAAGAAUUUGAAAGACCUUAGAGAUAGGGUAUGAGGUUCGUAACGAAUAAAAUCGAUUCCACUGAUCGAUUCGCAUUUCAUCGAGGAGACUUAUAAUGUUUAUGAACAGUGUCAUUAGGGUGCUGAGACUGCGCAGUACGGACUGGAAAUCCUCUUUCAAUGUAGUGCCACCAUCUAGCCUUAAAUCCUCUGAAUCCAGCCUUAAUAAAGAACUGAAAACAACAGCCACAGCAGUGCGCGUUUACAGGCUCAACGGUACGGGCGAAGACACGCCGAAAACUAGAACGGGUGAUUGGGCCUGGGAAGUAGUCUUUCUCUGUCAACAGGGCAUUAUGGGUACUUUGUUAAUCAACAUGGCGGUCGAACCCAAGGAAGUUUGCUUAAUUGUACUGUUGUUGUUUGUGAGGUCAUAACCAACCAUAAUGGAUGAAUUUUGCUUUAUGCAACGAGAAAACGCUGCAACAUGGAUCGUGUGCUACUGACGAAAGGCGCGAUCUGCGUUUUCAAAAGAGACUAAGCCGUUCGAUAUCAUUGUCAUUAGAGAUAUAUACGUACACCGAAGGGACUGAAGAAUAUUGGGGGUAAAAUUGGCUUUGUUCUCAAGAUCUUCCCGUCAUUUUAAUGACAAACUGGUUGAAGUCGUUGCUACAGGACGUGACUAAGAUGUUGACCGUUAAGAUGGCCCGUUCAUCGCGCGCUGGAAUCUCAAAAGCACAACAAUGUAUAAACAAGUCAUCACUUAUGCAACGUGGUAUGUUCUCAAACUUCAAGGGAUCAUUUUCCAGACGUAGUUAUACCGAAGGAAGAAAGAAAACAAUUAAUAGUUUUAAUUGGAAUAGUAGAAUUUCAACCCGUCUCGGUUAUCGUGGAUUUGCAAAUAUCGGCAACUUAGCGGUGUUACAGGCAUUGACGUCGACGAAAGCUCGCGCCCGAUCGAGCUUAUUCGGAAUAAACAUUCGAAGCAGCUCCAAAGAACCAUGGAUGAUGUCAGAUGAGGAAGUUAUGGACAUUAUUACGAAAAAUGAAUGUGAAGGGAAGCUUCAGGGCGGAAUUGUAAGCAGAUUUGAGUCCAAUCUGUUGCCUUCUAACGAACCUACUGAGGAUCGAAGGUUCGUGACAAGAUUACUGCACGACAGGGAAGCCCUGUUAUUUGGAGUGUUGGACGGUCAUGGAGGAAACAGCUGUGCUCAUAAUGUGGCUCAACGCCUCUCAGAUUAUAUAGGACUGGCACUGCUUCCAAAUGAAAUUCUUUUAGGAUCAACUUUAAAGAACUACCUUUGUGCUAAGCACUUUCUGGUUUCUAAUGCCCCUAAUAACUACAAUUACCGUGAGGACCCUGUCUGCUAUGAAAAUCUUAAGAAUUACUUUUUGGAGCUGCGUAGGGUGCAAAAGAGACAUCACAGUGGUGAUUCUGUGGCCCCUACACUUGCGCAUCUUCAGGAGACUCAUGGCCACCAAGCUGCUGCUGCAGAGGCAAAGGAAGAGCAAGUUUUUCAAACUAUGGCAGCACUGUCCAAAGCUUUUCUUAGACUAGAUGACAAUUUAAGUCAUGAAGCAUUAUCCCAAGGAGAUAACCAGGAAGCUAAUGAACACAAAUUUAAGUCAGCUACAUCAGGGGCUUGUGCAUUGGUUGCGUACAUAAAGGGCACAGAGCUCACUGUGGCAAACUGUGGAGACUGCCGUGCUGUGCUUGGUGUGCAGAGUGAGGAUGGGCAGUGGUCAGCACUGCAGUUAUCCACUGACCAUACAGCUGCUAACCCCAGUGAAGUCCAGAGAGUAUUGAGUGAGCAUCCAGUUGAAGAGGCAUCUACUUGCCUUAAACAUGGAAGACUUCUUGGCCGCCUUGCACCGUUAAGGGCAUUUGGCGAUGCUAAAUUCAAAUGGAGCAAGAAGAAACAAGAUAAAGUGUUCCAUGAAAGGGGCUUAAAAUCACUCUCUGAUGCUAAAGAAUUCCUCACUCCACCCUAUCUCACUGCUGAACCAGAAGUGACGUCAUACCAGCUGCAGUGCUCAGACAAAUUUCUGAUUCUCGCCACUGAUGGUUUAUGGGAUAUGCUGAGUAAAGAGGAAGCGGUUGACUUUGUUAGGGAUAAUUUACAGAGACACAAUCCAGGCUACAGUAUCACAUAUCAAGAACAGAAAUCUGCAUGCAAUGUGGAGAACUCUGCUUCCUGUCUCAUCAAGGCAGCUCUUGGUGGUGAAGAUCAUGUGUCUGUCAGUACAAGCUUAAGUAUUCCUUACCCUGAUGUGCGCAUGUACCGAGAUGACAUUACAGUUACUGUAGUGCACUUUGAUUGGAGCAAUGUGGCAGUGGAGUAGGUGAAUGUUAGGGUGUAGUACCUAUGUGUAUAGUAGAUGGAAAUACAGGUGCAGGUUUCCUUGCAUUCAUCUAUGCAUGUAGCAAGAUAACACCACUUUCCCCCUUUUUCUCCACCCCUGGAAAUAAGCGGGCCCUUUCCCCCACCUGGGGGAAAGGGAAUAAACUGCUGAAGAUAACCCUGUACUGUAACAUUCUUAAAAGUUAUGAUGCGCCCCUAAAAUAAACUGGCAGAAAAUAAUCCCUAUUCUAAGCACAUGUACUCCCAGGGGAAAAAAUCUCAGUUGCCAAAAUCUCAGAUACCAAAAUCUCUGCAAUUAGGGACUUAUAAUCAGAAGGAUUUUUGCAUCUGAGAUUUGGGGAAUUGCAUUAAUGUAAUCUGGAGACAGUAACUCCCACACCCCCAAAAUACCCCAUGCCAGCCCAGGGCGUAUCUUCAAAUUUCAUAGUAUUGAAAGAAAAUACCGAUUUGAUGUGGAACGCGGGAAAAGUUUGCAAUUCUUUGAAAGAGAAAGCACUGGAAUUGUUAAAGCAUGCGACUCGAUGUGUGGGCACGUAAAUGAAAAUGAAAAUGUAGGCUACACAUCAAAUCAAGUGGAAUGUCAAAUUUAUUACUUAAUGUGCAUACAAGUGUGUUGGGUUAGCACAAGUAUAAUUUAUGUUAUACUCUUCCAGCUUUUCUUUUAACAAAAAUUUGCCAAAAACUAAAUUAAUCCUUUCAUAACCAAAAGGUCCUAGUCACGCUUAAUAACUAAACUGUGACUAAUUAAAUUAGUAAUUAAUGUUGCUAAAAUGUUAGAGUCGAGUCUUGGAAAACACACGUUAUCUUGAGUGUGUCUUACAAAUUCUUCAAUGUCAGAGACUUGACAAGGAAAGUAUGUUUACAUACUGAUGACUCAAUAAUGGCGGUGUUCUACAUGUUAUCACUUCCUCUUCAUUCUACAAUGGCUCAAUUAUUUAAUUAAUUCUUAUUAAGUAGUUCUCAAUAUGAAUAGGGAAUGUUUUAUUCCGUGGUUUGUAUAAACGAAUAAAUAAGGGAAAGUUGUUCUGUGUCUUGGAGUGAUAAAACGAAACAACUUGUUUAAUAUAUGCAUUUUACUGGUAUUUCGGACGCAAAACUAGCUGUUGGAGAUGCUAUGCAUUGACGGACGGAAAAAAUCCCGUUUGUUUUGGCUUUA